AAAGAGUCGUGGUGAGCAGCAAUUUUUUUCUCCCCCCGUCUCUCUCUCUCUCUCUCCUCCUGUCUUCUCUUUCUCUCUCUAGAAAUUCUUUUCUCUCUCAUCCACAAUGCCUUACGUCUCGCUUUGAAAUUGUUUGAUGUGAUGUCAUGCCCUCCUUCCCUAAGAUUAGCUUGAGUUUUCCGCUCUCUCCCUUGUUAAGAUUUGAUUUUUAUCCUUUUUUUUAGUCGUAUCUAAUCGAUUCUUUCGUCAUUUAUUUUGUUGGGUUUUAGCCUUAGAUUCUUUAUUUAUUUUAAAAAAAAAAUUCUGUUUUGUUAGGUAAGAUUUUCUUUGAGUUCACCUUUGUACUAGAGUCCUAACUUAUUAAUGGUUUGUUGAUCUUCUAUUAUUCGAGUUGGGUUUCAAUUUUCACUCUCUUUUUAUUAAUUCUUGAAAAUCUUGGUCCCAAAGGAAUAGCUUGACAGUAAUAGCUAACGUGAAAUUUCGAUUAUUCUUUCCAUUCAAUUUUUCCCAGAAAAUAUUGAUCAAGAUUAUCAACUUCUCUCUGCUACCUUGUUUUGGAGUUAUAGUCUUGUAUUUGAGUCUGCAAAAAUGGAUUUGAAGAUUGGUGGAGGAGAUAGUAACACACAAGAGGGGGAGUUGGGGUUGAAGGAAAAGGAUGUGGGAAGUAUUAGUAGUAAAGAUAUGUUUUUCAGAGCAGAUAAGAUUGAUUUCAAGAGUUGGGAUUUACAAUUGGAGAAACACUUGAGUCGAGUUUGGUCGAGGGAUAGGGAAUGAAGGUAUUGGAUUGGGGUGAGGAUGGUAUUGCCACGGCUGCUGAAACUGCUGCUCUUCGGGCGUCGUUUCGGCAAGAGGUGGCUGUUUGGCAUAAACUUGACCAUCCAAAUGUUACAAAGUUCAUUGGAGCUUCUAUGGGAACAUCAAAUCUUAAGAUUCCUUCUGACAACACUUCAAGUGAUGCUCAUAAUUCCCUUCCCUCCCGAGCUUGUUGUGUCGUUGUUGAGUACCUUCCGGGUGGAACACUAAAGAAAUACUUAAUUAGGAAUUGGAGAAAAAAACUUGCCUUUGGGGUUGUGAUUCAACUUGCUUUGGACCUUUCUAGAGGUUUGAGCUAUCUUCACUCGAAGAAGAUUGUACAUCGUGAUGUUAAAACAGAAAAUAUGUUGCUAGAUUCUCGCAGAACUCUAAAAAUUGCUGAUUUUGGUGUUGCUCGAGUUGAAGCUCAAAACCCGAGGGACAUGACUGGGGAAACUGGUACCCUUGGGUACAUGGCCCCCGAGGUCCUCGAUGGCAAGCCUUACAAUAGGAAAUGCGAUGUCUACAGUUUCGGAAUAUGCUUAUGGGAAAUCUAUUGCUGUGACAUGCCUUAUCCUGAUCUUAGCUUUGCCGAAGUAUCUUCUGCAGUUGUUCGCCAGAAUCUGCGCCCAGAUAUCCCUAGAUGUUGCCCGAGUUCAUUGGCGAGCAUCAUGAAGAGAUGCUGGGACGCAAACCCUGAAAAACGCCCAGAGAUGGAUGAGGUUGUGGGGUUGUUAGAAGCCAUAGACACGAGCAAAGGAGGUGGCAUGAUACCUGAAGACCAGGCUCAUGGCUGCUUCUGUUUCAGCAAACCUCGCGGUCCAUGAUUUUUUUGGGGAAGGUUUUCAUACUCAUCAAAAGUAUCUGUAGCACAUGAACGUUGAAAUUUUACACAUUAGAAUGUAUGGAAGCCAAUUUUUUUCUUUGCCGAAGCUGUUAUAGCAUUUUCCAAGGUUGUGACUGCAAAUCUUGUCAGUUGAUGGGCUGUUUUUGAAAAUAAAGCCAGGUUUUGUGAGAAUUGCAUUUAGUCAAUAAUCAUUGUAAUUUUUUCUUAUACAGUUCAUUUCUAUUGAAUGAUUUGGGGAGAAAAGAGAAUGAUUUCUUCGU
Camellia sinensis is the source of this 1899-nucleotide messenger RNA. The record is from RefSeq and is a predicted model, not a curated record. Lineage: Eukaryota; Viridiplantae; Streptophyta; Magnoliopsida; Ericales; Theaceae.